AUGGGGCAGCAGGUCUCACAUCCGGCCGCGGUGACGCAGCCGCCGGGCGAACGCGCGAAGCUGCGCCCUCUACAAGCGCCGUACGUGCCGCUCUGCGACGUCCUCAAGGCUGGUGACGUGGAAGACGUUAAAGACGCAAUGGAUAAGAUCCUCGAGUUCGGCGAUGCGCUGCGCUACCUCCCAAGAGAGAGUGAAGUAUCCGGACGUCUGCUGACGCGCAGUCCGGAGCAACAGAUGAAGGAGCUAAUAAACCCCGUAGACUCCGUAGACGAGUUAUUCCAGCAUAUCUCCCAGCUGGCAGGGCUGCCGAUGCACGACGGACGCGACCUAGCACGCCCUGACGCCAAACGGGACGCUGGCGAGACGAUGCCUGGAGUGUUCGACGCCCGCGUGGCCACCUACGUGAAGAACUUGCAGUCUGUAUACCAGAUGACCAAGAAAGAAAAACACCGUCACGAACAGCGACUUGUGGCUGCUAGAGCGCACGCCAUGUCACUGAGCAAAGUGUCGCCGCCGCCACUGCCAAUACCGACGCAAACCUGUCUGACAAUGGGCUGGGAUCUGGUCGUGAUGCUGCUUAAGGCUACGCGUAAGAACAACCCAGAACAAUACGAGCAAGCACUCCAGAUGAUCAAGGAUAACCUCAAGCCUCUGAAGCCAACAGCUUAUUCGGACAGUAUGUACCUCGCACCGUCCGCGUCGUCGGCAUUCAAUCUUCUCAGCGAUUGUCUAGGCGACCUUGCUUAUCAUACAGCCGAAGAAUCGACCGAAGACAUGGGAGCUCGCACGAUUGAGACUUUGGUGGAGGUGGGACUGGCGCGCGGCUCGCUUGCAACCAUGCUCUUCGUGGUACUGUGGCUUAUGAAGCAACCAGCAACGAGCUCGGUAAAUUUGGACACUUCGAUAUGUAAACUCGCUGCACUCAAAGAACAGCCAAUGUACGGGAAGUGCGAGGCUUCAGGGGAACUUUACAGUUGCGGACAGAACUCAUAUGGAGAAUUAGGAACAGGAGAUGAUAUUGAGCGGCAUCAGCUUACCAGUAUAUCGCUUUGCGGGUGGGACGACAUUCGUCAAGUGGCUAGUGGCAACGAGACACUGGCGGUUCUUACAAACGAUGGAGUUGUGCUCACCUGUGGGCUCAACAAAAGCGGACAGUGCGGUCAGGGUCACUUUGAUGAGCGCGUGAUGAUGCUGCGACCUGUACAGGCUUUGCGUUCCCAACGUGUGAAGUUUAUUGCUGCGAGCAACGGAUGUGAACACAUGAUCGCGCUGACCGACUCGGGACUCGCGUACUCCUGGGGGUACAACGAUCGAGGACAAUUGGGCCAUGAAAAUCUGACGACCAAAGUCCACGUCCCAAAACUGAUUGAGUCGCUAAAGGACAAGAAAUUGAGAUACGCGUCUGUGAGCUAUCAUCACAGUGCGGUCAUCACGGACUCGGGGGAGCUCUAUGCAUUUGGCAUGAACGAUUGUGGUCAGCUUGGACUCGACCACACGCAGCAUCAGUCGACUCCGCAGCUUGUGAAGGGCUUUGAGGGCACUGAGAUAUCCAUGGUAGCUUGCGGAUUGUACCACACAAUCAUUUGCACAGCAACAGGGGGGCUGUUCGCCUGCGGCAAGAACGACUACGGCCAAUUGGGUUUAGGCCACAAUCGGCAGAUCAAGGUGGCUUCGCUUGUGUCUCUUCCAAAUGAAAUGGUGUCUUAUGUCGCUAGCGGCUACUACCACUCGGUGGUUGUUACCAAUAGCGGCCGAACUUUUUCAUUUGGUCGUAACGACUAUGGCCAGCUAGGAAUCGGAAACAAGGUUCACCAGAAUGUGCCGAAUGUCGUGGCAUUAUCUGCCAACACUAGGAUGGUUCGAGCAACAUGCGGAUGCUACCACACUGUUCUACUUUCCGAACAAGGACAAGUAUUCGUCUUCGGGCGGAACAAUAAAGGGCAGCUUGGAAAUCGUGGCAGCGCUGAUGCCUUACUUCCUGUUCCCUUAAAGGUGCGACCGGAAAAGAACUCUCGUCGCUGUGUGGACGUCGCUGCUGGCUUCUAUACGACCUCAUUAAUUGUGGAAAGGAAACGUGACAACGAUGAAAGCGACUCGAUUAUGCUGGAACAAUCUUGUGUCAUUUCAGUUUGCGGUCGUGUUGAUAUCGACCGCUCCGGAGAGAUCGAGGGUUUAAGCAACUUUGGUUCUAUUUCCACGAUAGGUGUAUCGCUGUUCCGAGGGAAAUGGUUCUACGAGGUAGAAGUGGUCACCAGUGGGUUGAUUCAAGUGGGGUGGAUCGAUGGCUACUUUCAGGGGAGCUCCGAUCAGGGAGAAGGAGUCGGUGACCACAAUCACUCGUGGUCAUACGAUGGGAAUCGCCAGCGCCGUUGGAACAGUGGAUCGUCUUCCUACGGAGAGAAGUGGAGAGCUGGGGAUGUCAUUGGGUGCUUGCUCGACUUAACCACGCAGGAGAUGACUUUUUUCCGCAACGGAGUGAAUUUGGGUGUCGCCUACUCUGAAUUUAAAUGCUCUGAAGACGACAAACGAUCCGGUAUGAUGCCUGGAAUCAGUCUUGAGAGAGGCGAGAUUAUUCGCGUGAACCUUGGACACCAACCCUUUGCUUAUCCUGCAGUUGGCCACGACUUUGAGAGCGUAUCACGUGCAGUACAGCUGCCUUCAUCUAGUGCAGUGAUUCAGCCACCUGAAGAUCACACAACUGGAGGUUUCUCGAUCGAGCCUCCACCGCUAGAAGGUUCCUCCUCAGUCAUGAUCGGUGAUAAGCUAUUUGUUGUUGGCGGGAUGAUUCGUAACGAGUCCUCGCUGUCUCAACCAAACGAACCGACGAACCAAGUGUGGAUGUAUGACAUUACUGCAAAACUCUGGGAAAGAUGGACCGAUUUUCCGAUUGAAAUCUGCCACCAUCAAGUGGUUGCCGUUGACGACAAUCACAUUCUUGUUCUUGGAGGCGAGAAGGAUUGUGCGGCGUCGCGGCACAUGGAUCUGUACAAGUGCUCCACUUUGAAAAACGCAGACGGAUCGAUGCCAACAUGGACACUGAUUCAAGCUGCGAUUGGCGCUGCGACCGCUCUACCCCAGUCACGUGCAUUCCACACAGCUGCAACAAUUUAUGCUCGCUUGGAUACAAUCGUCUUUAUGUACGGUGGCAAGUCGGUCGACGACGAGAUUCUCGGGGACGUCUGGUACUUAUCUCUCGAUGAUUUCACUUGGUCGCGUUUGCCGAGUUCGGUAUCACUUGACCCUGGCUCACGAACGGGAUGCUCCUCUGCUGUAAUUGGCGAGUCCGUCGGAGGCUCUAGACUCUGCUCUGGAAACGACGUCCCGACAGAAGAAGCAGAUUCCGUUCAGCUGUCCCGGUGCCUGUACCGUUCACUCUGUAUAGACCCCAAGGAGGCGACUUUCUCGGCACUAUAUGCACUGCUGGAAAAUAUAACGACUCGCUUCUUCGGCAUGGACGCACCCGAUGAGAAGUCCAACUCUACAUCACCGGUCACGCACGUCUUAUAUCCGAUGCUCGUCACCAUACGACUUCUUAAGCUAAACUUCUUUGAGUUUGCGCGCAGUUGUUUGGACGGCUCCGAAAUCGGAUUACCAGCAACAUCAUAUCAACCUGGGGGAGUUCUGAUUUUGAUUCGAGAUGCGCUCUUCACGAUUGCGGACCACGUUCCCGAGACGCCGUUGUCUGGGGAGGCUCUUUGGUUCUACCACGCGAUAAAACACGAAACCGCAUCGGCAAUCUAUCACGGAUUCCCGACCUUGUUUCCAUCCUUUUUGGAUCGACUGCAAGUUAUGAAUCGCCUAAUGGUAACCAACCAGAACUCUGAAGAGGAGAUGACGCCAGCUCAGAAACUAUUGGUUCCGAUGCUUGUGCCGUCCUUCACGUCUGCAAAAAUGUUGUUCCAGUUGAUAACCGAUCCUAACGUGCUAUUCACAGUGGAUGGUUUAUCCGACGAGGUUGUUUCCGAAAGUGUAAUCACAUUCAUGGGCACUUUGCUGGAUUCACUUUGGGCGCAGACCAAGGAUGCGAUGGCUCACUCGUCAGAAGAUAUGACUAAGCUCUUGCAGAGCUUAGAAGCCAUUGAAACUAGCCACGAGUUUAACUGCCUCAACAUUAUGCUGCGUGCGGCGAUAUUCUGGUGCGAGUGCUCAACACAACGAGGCUGGGUGAUCAUUGAAUCGAUCCGACGCGUAACUAUCCCGUCGGACCUUGCAAAGCUUUUCGGAACCGAUUCCUUGCUGGUGAAGUCUGGUCCUGAACCUUUAGUGGAAUAUGAUUCAAGUAGAAUCUCUUUCCUGCCCAGUCGAACUCUUCUCUCGCAGCAUUUGUAUCCUGUGAGCGAGGGUCUACCACCUACUCCAGGAGCGACUGCAGGUCCGCCCCCAGCGCCACAGUCACUUGUAAAGAGCUCUCUUUCUAGUAGUACACGUUGCUCGGACAAAGCCAUUGAAGACAGCAGCGAGUGGCUUAAGGAUCUUCAAAAGGUAGUAGUGUGGGUCGGGAGCCACUACGCCGCUACUUUGAUACUCGGUGGUGAGCUUGAUGGUGGCGUUGUCAGCGAGAAAUGGCUGCAAUCCCCAUUAUUCCGUGGUGGAUUAGACGAAACAUGGCCUGAUAUAGAUACCAGCAACAAUGAGGUCGGUAGGAACGAAACCCUUCUUCUACAAGUGGUUGAAAAUGUCGGCAACGGCAAAAAGCUCUUGGAUAAAGUACGCAAUGCUCUGGAUCCUGGAUCGGCUCCGGGUGGCGGAAAUCCUCAGCUCCGAGCGGCGAGGCUAAAGAGACAAGACAGUGUGGAGGCAACACUUGAAAAAAGUGGUGGGAUCGAGGCGGUCGACCGUGCGGUCCGUGCGACAUUCGCUGCUCUCUUGAAACACACCAACAUCUCCUACACGACAGAACCCAUUUCAAACCAAGGGAGAUUAGCUGAAACGGUGGUUGAUGCCUGGAAGGCUGCACUUCAAUUGCGUCGUUGGAUCGUGAGAGAACAGCAGAAACUAGCUGCAGUCGUCACUCAAGCACGAACCUGGUGGCUCCCAAUCAAGACACAGAAGGUCUUUCUCGACACCCCGAAGACCAAAUGCGAGAAGUCCUGCUUGUACACCAACAUCGCGGGAAAAUGCGUCUACAAGGGCUGA
Molecule: messenger RNA, 5136 nt
Organism: Phytophthora infestans T30-4
Lineage: Eukaryota; Oomycota; Peronosporomycetes; Peronosporales; Peronosporaceae
Exons: 8
Coding region: 1-5136 (1711 amino acids)
Molecular function (GO): protein binding
Source: RefSeq, a predicted model, not a curated record